This is a messenger RNA of Uloborus diversus, 2034 nucleotides long. RefSeq names its product growth arrest-specific protein 2-like. The transcript has 8 exons. Gene Ontology annotation, biological process: actin crosslink formation. The coding region runs from base 503 to 1663 and encodes 386 amino acids. Lineage: Eukaryota; Metazoa; Arthropoda; Arachnida; Araneae; Uloboridae. Gene Ontology annotation, molecular function: microtubule binding; cytoskeletal adaptor activity; actin filament binding. Gene Ontology annotation, cellular component: actin filament. The record is from RefSeq and is a predicted model, not a curated record.
GCGUGGAAUAUAGCGUGAUAUUAAAGAGAACAAACAAGACUUGGAGGCGAAAGUAGAGCUCAAUGUAUCAAGCUAUUACCAUCCAACAAUUGCGAAACGUGUGCUUUUCUUAAAUAGCUGCUUGCAUCACUUCCUGGUGAAGAAAAAGUUGCUAAAGCAACACCUUUUGCAGAACUUUCUCAGUUGCUGACAAAUUCUGUUACAGAAUUUUCAAACGGUUAGUGUAAUUUGAAGCUUAUUCGAUGUCAGUGAAGUACUUCAACGUUCUUCAAUGUCAUUUGAGCAUAGCUGUCUCACAAGAUGGUGUUCUUAGUGAUGUCAGACAUCUUUAUUACUUCAUUUGAAAGAGAAAGUAAUGUCACUUUGUGAUAAGGCCAUUAUUAGUUCGGUCUUGAUCCUGAAUCCUUCAACCUGCUCUCAUUUUCUACUCGGACGGCAGAAUAAAUAGCAUAUCUUUGAACAGGACUCGGAAACCAAAAGAAAACUACUGGACCUGGGAGAUAUGAUUAUUUACGGAAAAGAAAAGGAAAUUAUUAAAGCACAGAAACGAUCUAUAGCUGCAUGGAUUAACAACACUCUAGGCUCCACAGUGGUGGAUGCCGACAAUCUCAUGACCAAACUUUCAACUGGUGUAAUCUUGUGCAAGCUUGCAAGAUGCAUCCAAGAAAAGGUUGAUUUAGCAACUAACACCAAUGUUCAGCGAUCGUUCAAGUUUUGGGAGAGUGCUCGUAGAGAGAGUUUCUUCGCUCGAGACAAUGCCGAGCUCUUCAUCCGCUGGUGCAGCGAUUUUGGUGUUCGAGAAGCCGUACUGUUCGAAUCUGAUGGUUUGGUUUUACAGGCACAGCCCCGCACCGUCUUACUCUGCCUUCUGGAACUAUCUCGCCUAGCCUCCCGGUUCGGUGUGCUUCUCCCUCCGCCGCUUCAGCUACCAGCUGUAGCUCUCGGUGAAGAUGGAGCCGUCCUUGCUUCCGAAGACGAGGAAGAACCCUCGGAAGACGAGUUCUUCUUUGCUGCAACUCUUCCAUCUUCUCCGCGACUUCAAAGGUGGGACUCGGGCUGUUCCAGCGGAAGUCCGUCUCCCAGUUCGCCCGGAUCUUCUCUGAAGAGAAGUACUUUGCUGCAGAAGAAAGUAACUCCAUCACAUAAGAAAGAAAAAAAUGUUGUAGUGUUGGUUGGAAGUGAUUCCGACUUUUUGGACUCGUCAAAAAUGGCGUGCCCAUCGCCACGAUCCCAGUCUCCAGCCGCGAGACGGACUGAUACGUUGGCCAAGACGGACACUAUAUGCAGCCGCAUCCGAUCCGGACUGAGUCGAAGCAUUUCGUCUCUCCAAUCCCCCGAUAAAGAAACAAAGAAAAAGAGAACAGGAAGCCUAACCGCACUCGACAAAAGGGUGCUGGAAGUCGCUCGUCAAUACCGACAGGAUGAAAACAAAAUCUUCAGAAUUUCAGAUGGUCACUACAACUUUGGUGGGAAGAACGCUUUCCUUAGAAUGGUUCGUGGAAACAAUGUAGUAGUUCGACUCGGUGGUGGAUGGGACACUUUAGAACAUUUCCUCUCCGUUAUGAAUCCUCAGAAGCUGUCCAGCAAGAAAAAUUGUAAAAAAAUAGCAAAUAUGAAACAAAAGUAUACCUUGCGGAAUAUUUCCCCAUACAUGACACUGUAAACAUAAAAGCCUUUGUUCAUCUGGAAGAUUCUGAUUGGCAUUUUUUCUUCAAAACUGGGAAACUUUAAAUGAAUUCGUUAAAAAAUGAAUUGGUCCUACCAGCAAAAACUUACCUCAGAACGAGCAGUACAAGUUACAACAGCAACCAACUCUAUUUUAACUGAAGAAUUCUGCUACCUCGUAUGAAGUUGCCUUUCGUUAUAUCUUCUACCAAGUUCUGUGAAAACAAAGUUGUAAUAUUUGAAACAACUCACACUAUUUACAAGUUAAGUUUUUCAGAAGAAGUACUGGAUUCUUUCCCAUAGUAGAAAUCUGUUCUCCGGAUUAUGAGUAAAAAAUGUUGUUUUGUAACUAACCUGAAUAAAUUUCAA